AAUUAUAUAUUCCCCAGUCAUACCUUACCCUCUUUUAUGUCUUCGUAUUGGAAUGAAUAUUGUUGGAUAAUUAUGAUGUUGUUUGUACUCAUAGUUCUCACUAAUCUCACAGCGAUUACCACCUCUCGAAGUUCUAGUUUAAGCACAGGUGCACUGGCUGGCAUAGUAGUGGGGACCAUUGCAGGUGCAGUUACAAUGUCCGCAGUUGUCUCUCUUCUAAUACUAAGAAAGCGUAUGAAGAAGUAUAGUGCAGUUUCGAGAAAACGUCGUGCAUCUAAGGCCUCCUUGAGAAUUGAUGGUGUGAAGGCUUUCAGUUAUGGAGAAAUGGCUAUGGCUACAAACAAUUUUAACAACUCCGCUCUUGUUGGCCAAGGAGGGUAUGGAAAGGUCUAUAAAGGCAUUCUAGCUGAUGGAACAAUUGUGGCCAUUAAACGUGCACAAGAGGGAUCCUUACAGGGUGAGAAGGAGUUCUUAACAGAGAUAGAAUUAUUGUCAAGGUUACAUCAUCGAGACCUAGUGUCUUUGAUUGGAUAUUGUGAUGAAGAGUGUGAACAGAUGUUGGUCUAUGAGUUUAUGGUGAAUGGUACUCUAAGGGAUCACCUUUCUGCUAAAUGUAAAGAACCUCUGAGUUUUGCGAUGAGAUUGAGAAUUGCCCUGGGGUCAGCUAAGGGCAUCCUCUACCUACACACGGAAGCUAAUCCUCCAAUAUUUCAUCGGGAUAUCAAGGCCAGCAACAUAUUAUUGGAUUCUAAUUAUACAGCAAAGGUUGCUGAUUUUGGACUUUCGCGACUUGCUCCAGUUCCAGAUAUUGAAGGGACUGUGCCUGCUCAUGUAUCCACAGUUGUGAAGGGGACACCUGGUUACCUUGAUCCAGAGUACUUUUUGACACAUAAACUGAUAGACAAAAGCGACGUUUACAGUCUUGGAGUCGUAUUUCUCGAACUCCUGACUGGGAUGCAGCCAAUCUCACAUGGGAAAAAUAUUGUUAAAGAGGUAAAACCUUAAAAUAUAUCAAUUCUAC
Carya illinoinensis is the source of this 1021-nucleotide messenger RNA. Its product is annotated as probable LRR receptor-like serine/threonine-protein kinase At1g06840. The record is from RefSeq and is a predicted model, not a curated record. Gene Ontology annotation, biological process: protein phosphorylation. The transcript is spliced from 5 exons. Gene Ontology annotation, molecular function: protein kinase activity; ATP binding. The coding region runs from base 37 to 1005 and encodes 322 amino acids. Lineage: Eukaryota; Viridiplantae; Streptophyta; Magnoliopsida; Fagales; Juglandaceae.